AGAACACCAACGAGGGUCUUCGUAGAAACCCCGCCGUAUCCCUCUUUUCCCAACGUAUAUUGAUAAUCCAUAUCUAGUAUCAAUUCUUCCCCAACACAGACUGAUAGCGAGGGAAACGUCCCGGGCUUUCAUCCGCAGCGCGUUGACAUUGCAACGAAGAGUUACACGCGUGGAGCGUAGCCCUGUUUCCGUAUUGCCACUGGCGUAGUCUGCGAUGAACGGAAUUCAGUGCCCUUUGACGCGAGAUAUCUCUGAAGAGGGCGUUGAGCUCUUGGUCGCUGAGGUCGUAUAUUGGGUGACAAUGGUAUCGCGAUCGAUGCGACGGACAUCACUGCGCUUGCACUUGGAUUCUAGUACAGUGGAAAUGCUCAGGACGGUGGUAGCUCGGGUCGCGCCCGGCGUAGUAGAUGACGAUGUUGUCGCCUCGCUCAAUUUGACGAGCAUGUUGAUGAUGUUGGCACGGGAAGGAGCUGACGGAUCGUCAUGGAAGGGAUUCGAGCGCCGAGGAGACGUCGCGCUAGGUUCUGUGCCGUGCGGAUACGAUGUUUGGGACGAGUUCUUCUUCGAGACAGGUCUGGGUUCAGGUACUAUGGGCCGUAUUUCAGAGGUCCUAGCAGCCGUAGCUUGGGGAAAGAUUGCUGUCUUCGAUCGGGGGUUUUUCGUUGAUGAUGCGAUUCGACUCGUAUGCAUCGAUGCCACUGAGAACGUCCCAAAAGCGAGAUGCGUCAACCUGGUUUCGGUCUAUGAACGUCGGGAUGAGCGAGGGUCGAUGUCGCGACGGCGCUACGGAACCGUCCCCGUAGAGAUUUGGCGUGCCCCAGGCUUCUUGCAGAGUCGACGCUUUGAGACGAGGACAUCCCGAACUUCGGUGCGGGCCGUUUCUCGACUUCCAUUAAAGGACCUGUUUUCCACCGCGAAGCUCGGGAUCUACGAGUAG
Messenger RNA from Desarmillaria tabescens, 937 nucleotides. RefSeq lists its product as uncharacterized. The coding region runs from base 215 to 937 and encodes 240 amino acids. The transcript is spliced from 4 exons. The record is from RefSeq and is a predicted model, not a curated record. NCBI's taxonomy places the organism in Eukaryota, Fungi, Basidiomycota, Agaricomycetes, Agaricales, Physalacriaceae.